Dentiscutata erythropus is the source of this 549-nucleotide messenger RNA. The record is from the annotation of a GenBank genome assembly. Lineage: Eukaryota; Fungi; Glomeromycota; Glomeromycetes; Diversisporales; Gigasporaceae.
AUGCCAUGUGAAACCUGUGAUGAUGAAAUAAACGUGAUCAGACAAAAAAGAAGAUUUCAUAACCCUAUUCCAACAAUUCUUACAAAGCCAGCACUAACUAAACAGUUAUUUCGUGGAAUUGAAAAUGAUAUAUUAAGAGGACUAACUGUUCAACUUCUGGUAUUUCAUGGAAAAGAUAGAGAAAACAUUUUAACUUGGCUCCUACAAGUUGACCUUUUGUUUAAAGCACGAAAGAUUAAGGAUGAAGAGAAAUUGCUAAAUAUCAUCACUGACUGGCCUUCGUUCGCUGAUAGAAUUAAAGCAGCCUUUCAACCUCCCCACCAUCAGCAACUUCUAAAACGUCAAUUACAGGAUCUUAAGCAAAACUCUACUGUUCAAGAAUACACAUCCAGGUUUAAGAAUUUGUUAGGGCAAAUUAAAGAAAUGCAUGAAGUUGAUAAAGUUAUAUAUUUUACUGAAGGUGUAAAGGGUGCCAUGAAAGCUAAAGUAAAUUGUCGGGCCCCAGAUACCUUAGAUGAUGCAGUUAACUUGCUGCAAGCUUUGACAUAG